AUGUCCAAGCCCAAGGUCCUUCUUGUCCUCUACGAGGGUAAAGAUCACGCACGCCAGGAACCUAAACUUCUUGGAUGUAUUGAAAACGAAUUGGGAAUCCGUGACUUUGUUGAGUCCUAUGGAUACGAAUUGGUUUCCACCACAUCCAAGGAUCCCGUUGGCUCUUCUGAGGUUGACAAGCACUUGGAAGACGCAGAGGUGGUGAUCACCACUCCCUUCUAUCCAGCCUAUAUCACCAAAGAGAGAAUUGCAGAGGCUCCCAAGUUGAAGAUUUGCAUCACUGCCGGUGUGGGCUCGGAUCAUGUUGAUUUGAACGCUGCCAAUGAACGCAAAAUUACUGUAGCAGAGGUUACCGGUUCCAACGUUGUCUCCGUGGCCGAGCAUGUCGUCAUGACAAUCUUGGACUUGGUCAGAAACUUUGUGCCAGCCCAUGAACAGGCUAUGGCUGGCGGUUGGGACAUUGCCGCUGUAGCCAAGGAUACCUACGACUUGGAAGAUAAGGUGGUAGCUACCGUGGGAUGUGGUCGUAUUGGAUAUCGUGUUUUGGAAAGACUUGUUGCGUUCAAUCCAAAGAAGCUCUUGUACUAUGAUUAUCAGGACUUGCCUGCUGCUGCUGCCGAGAAAAUCAAUAAGGCGUCCGAAUUAUUCAACGGCAAAGGUGACAUUCUUCACAGAGUUGAGAAAUUGGAAGAUAUGCUCUCCCAAGCUGAUGUGGUCACCAUCAAUUGUCCUUUGCACGAAGGAAGCAAGGGUUUGUUCAACAAAGAGAUGAUAAGCCACAUGAAAGAUGGUGCUUGGUUGGUCAAUACGGCCAGAGGUGCCAUUUGUAUCGAACAAGAUGUAGCGGAUGCUGUUACUCUGGGUAAAUUGAGAGGAUAUGGUGGAGAUGUGUGGUACCCCCAACCAGCUCCUGACUCCCACCCUUGGAGACACUUCAGGAACAAGUACGGUGGUGGUAAUGCAAUGACUCCCCAUGUUAGUGGUACUUCCUUGGAUGCUCAGGCAAGAUAUGCUGCCGGUGUCAAGGAACUCUUGAGGGCUUACUUCGAGAAAACUUUCGACUAUGAGCCUCAGCACUUGAUUGUCAUCGACGGUGAUUAUGCAACCAAGGCCUACGGAAACAGAAAAUGA
Messenger RNA from Australozyma saopauloensis, 1131 nucleotides. It is a transcript of the gene FDH1, whose product is annotated as formate dehydrogenase (NAD+). Gene Ontology annotation, cellular component: cytosol. Gene Ontology annotation, molecular function: oxidoreductase activity, acting on the CH-OH group of donors, NAD or NADP as acceptor; formate dehydrogenase (NAD+) activity; NAD binding. Lineage: Eukaryota; Fungi; Ascomycota; Pichiomycetes; Serinales; Metschnikowiaceae. Bases 1 to 1131 code for a protein of 376 amino acids. The transcript has a single exon. The record is from RefSeq and is a predicted model, not a curated record.